Messenger RNA from Betta splendens (Siamese fighting fish), 7410 nucleotides. It is a transcript of the gene tp53inp1, whose product is annotated as tumor protein p53 inducible nuclear protein 1. The transcript is spliced from 5 exons. Lineage: Eukaryota; Metazoa; Chordata; Actinopteri; Anabantiformes; Osphronemidae. The coding region runs from base 3612 to 4508 and encodes 298 amino acids. Gene Ontology annotation, biological process: autophagosome assembly; positive regulation of DNA-templated transcription. The record is from RefSeq and is a predicted model, not a curated record. Gene Ontology annotation, cellular component: autophagosome; nucleus.
AUUGUCAGGUGUUUUAGGUUCAUUCAAGCUAAAGAGGCCAACGAUAUGUUAUUCAUUUGUAUGUAUACUGUAUAUUUUUACUAUUUUGCAUGCUAAUUACGUAAUUAAGUGAAGACGGUUAAUUUGUAGCUUUUACUAUACGUCGUACUGUCGUGUAUUUAACGCUUUAUGUAUGUGUUCUUUAUUUAGUUUUUACGGCAUAUAGAGGCAUAGUGACGCAUACGGGAGAAUAUUAGAGAAAAUGAUCGAUAAAUGCCCGUAAAAGAAAACAGCUUGUGUCGAAUAACUUUGAGGGAGCUUUAACGGGGACACAUCUUCCAGCAAGGCUGUGCACAGACAUUUUUAGGGGCAAUGGCCCCAAACAAAAAAGGGCAAAUAUCCAAAUAAAAGAUAAGGUACUUUAUUAAUUUUCUGUUAUAACGAUAUAAAGACAAUAUAAAUUAUAUUUUUGGUGAGGAGUAGGGGGGUUGAAACUCAGACCUUCUCCGUCAAAGGUUAACACUAAGUAUGAGUGUCCAUCUGGUCACACUCAGGUUCCGGUCAAAUAAUUAUCUUACCUGUAACUUCCUGUUCUGGCUGAUCCUUAACGCUCUGACUCUCCCUCUACCUCUUGAAUGAAGGCAAUUACAUUGUUAUUGAUACUACUUUACUUGCUAUAUAACACACAUGAAGGCACACACGUCUAAAAACACUUUGAGUAAACAAUGGACUUUUUGACGACUCAAAUAUUUUGUCACUUACAAAACAAAAGCUGCUUGUGUUUGGGAGUGAGUGAGAAAUACUGGAGUGGAGUGACUGAGCGGCAGUCAGUCCUGUUUGCUUCAGUCUUUGUUGUGGAAAUGACUCGUAUGUGCCUAAGUAAGACUUUGACAACAACACAAGGCCGCUGACCCUGUGCUUUUCACAGGGAACAGAAUUGUGCAACUCUGACCGUAAACAUUAGCCAGAGUAUGUAAAGACGCAGUGUGUUGUUGUGGUGGCUGCUGAUGACAGCAUCAGUGAGCAGGACGCUUUGAUCAUUUUAGUCCCAACAACACAACCACCCCUGGCUGGAAUGACGACAACUGAGCAUCUGCAGACGAAAAGGAGGAGCUGGAGGUUUAAGCCACUACUAAACAGCUAAACGGCUGCAUGUCUUUAAACCAACCUGAAAUGCGCUCUCACUGGUAUGUAAACAAUUCAACCACACCUGAGGUUUGACACCUAUGCUUGACAUGUACCUGAAGCUCCAGCCUCAGCAACAUGAGGCAGCCGAUCUGCUUUUACAAAUAUUGAUAAUUUCAUGCACAUUUCAUCUCUCUGAUACGGACAACAACACCUGCAGUUCAUUAACUUGGGCAUUUUGUGAUUCAGCUCAUGCAGCAGACGAUGUCUUAUCAGUAAUGUCAGAAAACAGCAACUGUGACCUUGUUUUUUAGAAUUGACAUGCCAUUCCUGUGACCUGAUUCUCAGCUUCCGCCACAUGGCUGUUUGCUGCUGUUUGGUCAAGUAUCACAGUGAAGCAGUUUUCUACUCAGAUGGACACUGCUGCCAAACAGGAAAUGGACGACGGCAGUCACUCGAUGGAAAGAACAAUUAGACAAAAAGAAAACAGAAAUACAGAGACACUACAAACAGACUAUGGAUGAAUAGAAUGGUAUGCAGUGGAACAGUUUAAAACAUCAGGAUCCAUGUCUGUAUAGGAGAUAUCUUAAAACCAGGUCUGAAUGUUUGCGGACUUUUCUCCUUGUGUUUCCAGCUUGUCGACAAUAAAAUGUGAAUAUUUUAGAGACUGAGGCUACAUUCCUCUAAGCUCCAGCCUCAAUAAUGUAGUGGCCUCUGUCAUUAAAACAGACACAGGAGUGCUUCAGGCAGACAGUGUGGACACAGAGAGUCCUGUCUGUCGCCGUCAGCAGCUCCUGUGUGUCAACACCACAAACCUCUGUCGCAUCAGCAGCAGCAGGUUCUGUCCUACUUCAGCCACAGCACAUAGGAGGUCAAAGUGAUUCUUUAAAAUUAAAUCCUAAGAGUUGAAUGAUCCAUCAGAAGUCUACAUCAGUGUUGGUAUCUUAGUCUGACUUUACCCUGAGACACUGCCAAUGAGGGGGUGUCAAAACCGUAACUGGAACUACUUCCAUUCACAGCCACCCUUAGAUGGGUGUGGUCUGCUGAGCGAUCCAGUAGAUAAAAGCUGAGGGGGUGGAAGUCAGUCAUACAUUAGCAUUAGCAAGCUGUUCACUUAGACUCCACAUCUGAGUCUGAAAAGAAACAAUAGCCCAGCAGAGCUGGAGCUUCCAGAGCAGAAACUGAUGUUGAUUUUCUGCAAUACUGCUGAAAUAAAAAUUGUUUGUCCGUUUUUUACCCACUGCUACUUAAUUUCUGAAUGAAUGAUGUUUCUACCACUUCUUAUUAGAAAGAACGAGAAAGAUUGAAAGCCGUUAUUGGUCAUUAUCAAUACAAUGUAACAACAAAAUUGGUCUUUUGCAUUUAACCUACGCCCUGGGGGAGCAGUGGGCUGCCAUUCAAGGUGCCCCAGGAGCGGGUGCAAAGUGUCUUACUCAAGGACACACUUGGUGCUCUGGGGUUUGAACCUGGGACCUUUUAUGCACAUAGAGACAUGGGACUUCUUGUAGCCUGUGGGUGUAGUUUCAAAAAAGGUUGUUUAACGGGCAGAUGUUGUGGACCCAGUAUUAAAUAAAAGCAUACAGCCUGAAGGGACUGUCACAGAAAAACCUGCUGUAGAAAUUGUACCUAAGGCAAAAAUGUCAGAGGAUAUUCAACAGGUACAGGAAGUGCAGCAAACAUCUGGUCCUGGACCUUGAGCCAUGCAUCCAUAUGUACUUUUCCAUUGUUGAUGCACUGUUUCCUAAUUAUAUAUGCUUUCAUCUGCAUUGCUUCCCUGUGUUAUGCUUUACUAUAUAUUUAUUACUAGAUGACGUUUUGAUGAGGCAGCCUCUGGUUGUAUUCCACUGACCCGCAGACAGUGUGUAUGUGUGUGUGGAACCAGUUACAGUACAUUUCUUUUUCGCAUUUUGUCCCGUUUUACUCCCAAACGAACAGAGUUUUGUCGGCUAAUGGCCGCAACCUUGUGGACUUAGGGGUCACGUGACCAGGUGACAGUGCCCAUCAUGCGUUGUGAUUCGUCAAGCCUUUACAUUGUUCGUCCCCUCCGAUAGGCUGUCCGUAUCCACGUCACGGCGAUCAGCUGUUGAGGCUCCACAACAACAACAAAAGAAAGAGCAGUGGGGGAUCGAGGAGGAAACCGACUGAAGGACAAAAAGAAGAGUUCCGUUGCACUGUGGCUCCCUAAAUUAACACUUUUAUAUUUAUUUCUUCUGCGAAGAAACAUUUUUUUUUCUAUUUUCCGAAAAGUAACGCACCUACCUCCGUUUUUAGGGAUUUUAAUCGCGCUUUGAUUCCUUUUCCAUCUCCCGGCGGUGCCGCAGUACCUGUUCCCAAUGCCUGCAUCAGAUUGACCCUGACGCCGAGCCAUGUCCAGCCUGCCUCUGUUGUCCUUCAGAUGAGUUGUGACCUCUCCCCAUAUAUGCACUUUAACCCCUGUGCUGAACCUAGCAGCUGAUGACCAAAGUGCCCGCCAGUGCUCCCUGCCUCCCCCAGCGUCGUGCAGAACCAUGUUCCAUAGGUUCGCCAGCGCUCUGUUUGGAGACGACAUGGAGGAGCAGAGUCAGUCCAGCGGCCCUGGAGGUGGAGACGAGAAGGAGCAGGAGGAGGAUGAGGACUGGAUCCUGGUGAACUACCUAACUGAAACCUGCUCUGCUCAGUGUGGCGACGGCCUCUCCGGAUCCACUGUUUGCCCAGAGGAGGAAGGAGGACCGCUGAUGAGCCCGUCCCCCGUGGACAGCCUCCACGCCCGCUACGCUUCCUGCACCUCCCUCGACUCCACGACUGACACGGACCCGGACGGCGGGCCAGAAGACGAUGAUGAGAGCGGCUUCCUGCGCGUAGACGCAAGCUCUCUGGAGGAGAGCUGGUUCGUCACCCCCCCACCCUGCUUCACCGGCUGCGACACCCAACCUGUCCUGCUGGAGACCAGCCCCCUGGAGAACCUGCUGAUCGAACAUCCCAGCAUGUCUGUGUACGCCCACCACAGCCUCCAUCGGCUGCCGCUCAACCCCCUGGAGCUGGGCUUGUUGGCUGAGAACGUACCCACAGUCCCCACAGCCUCGAGUGGAAAAGAAAAAGCAAGACGAAUGCUGGACUCCCCUCGCCACAGUCCAACAGUAAUUUAUAAAGUAAAUAGAAAUGGAGGCAGAGCCGAAUCAUCAAACGGCAGGAAAGAAAUAAAAAACACACCAGUGACUGGAUUCUACACAAGCAAGAGGCCGCUCAGCGCCGCACUGGCCUCCACCCGGCGCUCUCUGCUUUGCCCGGCCCUCACAUCACCCAACGCACCCAACCGCUGUCCCGCAAUGCUCUGCGCCGCCUCAACCUUCUGCGGCCCCCGAAGGCCAGCACCGUGCACCUGCACCAGCCCGCCCAGAGACAGCUCAACUUCUGAGGCGUCCUGAAAGCUUUACCUCAUCAUCAUCAUCGCCAUCAUCAACCUCAUUUAAGGAGUUUUGGGAAACAAACACUGGCAUCAGGCAAAUUUGUUCGUCUCUCAAGAAAUCAAACACCAGCAACGAGUCAGUCGAUUCGACAUUAGCAUCACUUGAUCUGUUUUAAAAUCUGGUUGACUGGUGACAUGGGGAUCCACCUUAUUCUAUCCUCACCUUAUCCAGCUGCCUUUGCGUUGAUGCUGAAAAGAAGCGAUGUAAAAGGAAAAGGUCAUGAUGUGUCCUCUGUUCACAUUUGCUCCUCUGUAUAUGCUCUGUUCAGCUGCUUCUUGUGUUGUGGACUGUUGGGGAUAUGCUCCAGUCGUCAAGAGGAAGCGGCGGCGUCCUCUUCUGUUAUUUACAGACAGCUUACUGUGUAGAAUCAAUGCUGUAGGUCACUUUAUGUGGAGGUGGGUCAGCAGUGGGAUGAGCAGAUGUUAUUAUUGCAGCACUGAACAGAGUGACAGAUCAGUAACCGUCCAGGAAAAGGGGCUUCCGAUCCCAGAGCAACAAGUACAGUACUACCGUUUGAUCAGUCCAGCCUGCUGCCCCAGAAAUGACCAGAACCAGAAAGUCUGGAGUCACCGCAUUUAAACUCUAGCCUUAAGGAAAAUGCCCUCAAACACACGGGCAUCUGUAAAAUGUCAGACUCAUGAGACAUGAUUAACCAAACUUUGGAAACAGCUGCAUCAGGUUGUCUGGGCCUGAUCGAGGCUGAUGGCAUAGACUUGUUGUAUUAUUGGAAAUGUAGGAUCCAGUGUUUUGAGAGUUCAGCUCAUGUGAGGAACCACAGUCGGGCUUUUUCAGGCCCAGUGUUAAUCUGGUCCAAGUUUAGUGCCCAACACUACAUCUGCAUAGUUGUGUCUAAACAUGAGCGUAUUACCCACAGAACUGCAGGCCUGGACUCUGCGCUGAUCCACAUCCUGAUUCCUGGGGCUGGUUUCCCUCGUUCUGACAGCUUCUCCUUUAUUCUCUCUCCCGUGAGCUUGCUGUGCGUCGUUUACGCUGCUGAACCUGCCUCUGACUUUUAAUUCAGUACUUUUCACAAUCUUCUUUUAAAAAAAAGGUAAAAAGUGGUAAAAAAAAUUACUGGGUUGAAAAUCACUAAACGCCUUGUUUAACGGUAGUUUUUAGAUGAAUAGAAUUGUAAAAAAUCUAUUUAAAAAAACUUCCAAAAUAUUUUUUAAAGGAAAAAACAAAUGACAUAUCAGUAUGACGUGGUGGAUGUGUGAGUGGCUGUUGUAGGGUUGUGUCAGUGUCACCGUGGGGGGAAAUGGACAAUGAUUAUUAUUUCUCUCUGGAUAUUUUUGUUUGUUCCUAAAUGAAUCUGCAGUCAACUUCUCAGGGUCACAACGAUCACCUUUACACUUUAGGAAAAUGCAGAUUACUUGACGGCUGAUGAUUAGUUUGUGUGAGCUCAAACGUUCUCCCACGUCAAAAUGUGUGAGAUGUAAUCUUUUAGUUUUGCUUAUUGGUCUGUGAAAAUCAACGUUGACGGUUUGAUGUGGAGACAAAGUUGGCUUUGUUCUGCUUUUAUAUUUUUGCUGGGCUGUAGUGAAUGUGAUGUUAGGAAUGUGCUUUAUGCGUUUAACUUUUCUGUUUCUUACAUUAACAAACUUAAUGUGUUAUAUUUAAACCAAAAUUGUUGCAACGAUCUCCAGCUGUUUUUCUUAUACUGUUGUUCAACUGAUCUCUGCCAUGACGGUGAGCCAUGUUUAUUUGCCGAAGAGGCAGCGGAGCCUGGACCGAGUGACCACACUGCAGGAGUACAAACAUGCGGCAUCCUCCAGACUAUCCAACCUAAGCCUCAGCUGAUGAUCUAGUAAAUUCUAAUUGGGGCCGAUUAAAGGUUCUCUUCUAUGAUCUUGACCUAAAAGGGAAAUGUUUUACCCUUUAAACUCAGUUUAUAUAUAUAGUUACUUGACCAUGAAUGGAAUAGGGUGUUGAUGGCAAUUGAACCACGUUUGAAGAUACUUGAACACAAAAAGGGAAACGAGACGUUGAGCGUUUCAGUGAUUUGUUAUGGAAACUCUUUGCAGUGUGGUUCUCCAAUGCCCAGUCUGUCUCUAGAUGUUAGUAUUACUGAGAAGGCACUGACAAUGUCUGUUGUCUUUCUGUACAUAAUACUGGUAGUGGAGGUUGUUUUUCUUAUGUAUUUAAGCUUUUUAUCUCCAGCGUCUCUAAUAAUGAACUUAAUGCUGUUUUCUGUUACUAUGGUGUUUUUAAAAGGAAUGAGGAAGCAGAGAAGACAACACCUGGUUCCUCCCACCGUCAGGAACCUCUUUUUGUUUCAUCUUCACUCUUUGUUCUCAGCUUAAAUCUCCACCAUCGACAUAACAGGGAUUUGUAGUGUUUUCUGUUCAAUGCCUUGAAAUUUGUGGAUCACGUGCCUUCCAGGUCAAAAUGUUGUAAUAGCAAUGCAUCAAUGAAGAACUUGAACUUUUGCUUUUUAAAUGUAAUGAAUCCGACAUCAGAAAGCGACUAUGCACCCACUUGGAGGAGGCGCUGGCUGAGGCCCUGUACAGCUUUUAUAAUGACUUAACAAACCAGACAGAACCAUGUAGCAAAAUCUCUUUUCUCGUUGUUUUUGGAAAAAGCGUGAAAAUACUAACGUGGCAUUUUUUUCUUAUUUUUAGUGUCAAACUAUGUCCGUCCUUUUACUUUUUUGUAGUUUACUGGACAGCACUUUGCCAAAAAGAAAAGGGUUGAAUUUUUAUUGAACAACCAGGGUGUACUCCUUUAUAUUUUGGAUCCACUAUGUUCUAAUUUUAGAAACACAACAUGCUAAUUAAAAACUGGGCUCAUCUGUGUUUUUAACAAGUAGUGAAUACAUGUGAUUUUGUAUUAGCCUGUAAUAAACGUUUUCACACGCAAA